Messenger RNA from Rhodotorula toruloides NP11, 1212 nucleotides. RefSeq names its product 26S protease regulatory subunit S10B. Gene Ontology annotation, molecular function: ATP binding; proteasome-activating activity; ATP hydrolysis activity. NCBI's taxonomy places the organism in Eukaryota, Fungi, Basidiomycota, Microbotryomycetes, Sporidiobolales, Sporidiobolaceae. The transcript has 10 exons. Gene Ontology annotation, biological process: positive regulation of RNA polymerase II transcription preinitiation complex assembly. Gene Ontology annotation, cellular component: cytosolic proteasome complex; proteasome regulatory particle, base subcomplex. The coding region runs from base 1 to 1212 and encodes 403 amino acids. The record is from RefSeq and is a predicted model, not a curated record.
AUGGCAGAAGCAAGCUCUUCGACGUCCCAGCCCGCGCAGCAGUUCGACCCGGCCAAGCAGCAGGCCCUCGCCGCCUACCGCAAGAAACUCAAGGAGCACGAGGAGCUGGACCAGAACUUGAAGAAGAUCCGCUUGUCGCUGAAAGACCUGGAGCGGGACUACGAGAAGAGCGAGGACGACAUCAAGGCGUUGCAGUCGGUCGGGCAGAUCGUGGGCGAGGUGUUGAAGCAGCUGGACGAGGAGCGAUUCAUUGUCAAGGCGUCGUCAGGACCCCGCUAUGUUGUCGGAUGCAGGAGCGCAGUGCCGAAGCACAAGCUGAAGAACGGAGUGCGCGUCUCGCUCGACAUGACGACCCUUACGAUCAUGCGCAUCUUGCCUCGCGAAGUCGACCCGCUCGUGUACAACAUGACGAUGGAGGACCCGGGAAGUGCGAGCUUUGCGGGUGUCGGUGGGUUGGGCGACCAGAUAAGGGAGUUGCGAGAGGUCAUUGAGCUACCCUUGAUGAACCCGGAACUGUUCAUGCGCGUCGGAAUCAAGCCUCCCAAAGGCGUCCUCCUCUACGGCCCUCCCGGUACCGGCAAGACCCUGCUCGCCCGCGCCGUCGCCGCAACGCUCCAGACGAACUUCCUCAAGGUCGUCGCGUCCGCCAUCGUCGAUAAGUACAUUGGAGAGAGUGCACGGCUCGUGCGCGAAAUGUUUGGCUAUGCCAAAGAGCACGAGCCGUGCAUUAUCUUCAUGGACGAGAUCGACGCGAUUGGCGGACGGCGAUUCAGCGAAGGAACUUCGGCCGACCGCGAGAUCCAGAGGACGUUGAUGGAGCUCCUCAACCAGCUCGACGGCUUCGACUACCUCGGCAAGACCAAGGUUAUCUUUGCCACGAACCGACCCGACACGCUCGACCCGGCUCUCAUGCGUCCCGGCCGUAUCGACCGCAAGAUCGAGAUUCCGUUGCCGAACGAGGUCGCGCGAAUGGAGAUCCUCAAGAUCCACGCCGGCCCAAUCCGCAAGUCGGGCGAGAUCGACUACGAGGCGAUCGUCAAGCUGAGCGAAGGGUUCAACGGCGCCGACUUGCGCAACAUCUGCACCGAGGCGGGCAUGUUUGCGAUUCGCGACGAGCGCGACUAUUGCAUCCAGGAGGACUUCAUCAAAGGCGCGCGAAAGCUUCAGUCGGCGAAAAAACACGAAACUAUCCUCGAAUACGACAACGUGUAG